Camellia sinensis is the source of this 9046-nucleotide messenger RNA. NCBI's taxonomy places the organism in Eukaryota, Viridiplantae, Streptophyta, Magnoliopsida, Ericales, Theaceae. The record is from RefSeq and is a predicted model, not a curated record.
UCCCAAAAACACCAAACCAAAAUGCGCAGAACACGUACUUCCCCGUACACUCACCCACACCAGAUCCAAAGGAACCCAUAGUCGAGUAAAGGAAUAGUCGUUUUUCCUUCUCUCUUCUUCUUCUUCUUGACUCUCUCUCUCUCUCUCUGGCGAUCGCCGAGCAUAUACAACCGAUCGAAUCACUCCAUCACACUCUCUCUCCUUUAUACACACACACACACACACUCUCGAUCUCUGCUCCUCGAAGACUUCCGUUGUUGCAAUUGAGUUUCACGAGAAACUCCACCGAUCCUCCAUUAUCAAGGAAUCGAAAUUCUAGGGCUUUGUUUUCCCUUAUGAAGUUAUGUGCAGAGAAUGCGUUUCACUUGAAUUAUCAGUUUUGGAUAAUGAUUCGAUUCUAGAACACCAAGUCCAAGAGAUCGACCCCAUUUUCAGUCCAAAUGGCGGCUUCACCAGUCAACUUCUUGUUUGGUUUCCUACUCGCCUCGAUCAUUCUAUGGCUUGUGUUCAUGUUUGCAUCCAGGUUGUCAGCUUGGAUCCUAAGCCGGAUUAUGGGAGCGUCUGUUGGAUUUCGGGUUGGCGGAUGGAAAUGUUUAAGAGAUGUUGUUGUCAAGUUCAAAAAGGGUGCUGUUGAAUCUGUAUCUGUUGGUGAAAUCAGAGUCAGCUUACGGCAGUCAUUGGUUAAACUUGGGGUUGGUUUUAUUUCUAAGGACCCGAAACUGCAGGUGUUAAUAUGUGAUUUAGAAGUUGUAAUGAGAGCUUCAGGUAAAAGCGCACAAAAAAGUAGAUCUCGAAGGUCACGCUCUUCAGGCAGAGGAAAGUGGAUGGUUGUGGCUAACAUGGCAAGAUUUUUGUCCGUUUCUAUAAAUGAAUUGGUUGUGAAGAUGCCCAGAGCUACUAUUGAAGUUAAGGAACUAAGAGUGGAUAUAUCUAAAGAUGGUGGAUCCAAGCCGGCUCUGUUUGUUAAGCUAUACCUUUUGCCCAUUGUUGUUCACUUGGGUGAUCCACGGGUUAGUUAUGACCAGUCAUCCAACUUUAACCAUGGUGGAUACACUUCAACUAACCACGCGUCCUCUACCUUGAUGGAAAAGACAUUUGCUCCUUUCUACUGUGAAGAGUUAACUCUUUCAUCUGAAUUUGGUCAUGAUAGGGAAGCAGGUGUAGUUAUUAAAAAUGUGGACAUUACGAGUGGAGAAGUUACUUUAAACUUAAAUGAGGAACUUUUUCUUAAAACAAAGGGUUCAUCUGAUGCCUUUUCUCAUGCUGCUGAAGUUGUAGAGUCCAGUGUUGAAUCUAGCCUAGCUAAAAAGCCACAGAAAAAACAAGCAACACUUUUGUCUGUGACAAAGUAUGCUUCUAUAAUCCCAGAGAAGUUAUACUUCAAUUUGCCCAAGUUGGAUGUGAAUUUUUUGCAUAGGGGACAUGAUCUUCUUGUUGAGAAUAACAUCAUGGGUAUUCAAGUUAAAAGCAUCAAAUCUCGGUCUAUUGAAGAUGUGGGGGAGAGUACACGUCUCGAUAUUCAAAUGGAUUUCAGUGAGAUUCAUCUUUAUAGAGAAGCUAGCAUCUCUGUCGUGGAGAUACUAAAACUUGAUGUUGGUUCUUCAGCUUACAUUCCUUUACAGCCUACCUCGCCUAUCAGAUCUGAAAUUGAAGUUAAGCUUGGGGGUACUCAGUGCAACAUCAUAAUGAGCAGACUAAAGCCAUGGAUGCACCUGCAGUCCUCAAAAAAGAAGAAAAUGGUGCUUCAAGAUGGAAAUUCUAACCCUGAAAGGCUGCAGUCAACCUUUAACUACCUCUUGUUUUAUGUAGUUUUAUGUUUCAAUUUUUUGGCUAGGUUUCUGAGUUCCAUGAAUGUAGUAGUCGUCCAUAUGUUAUCACUUCAUUUUCACUCUGAGUUUAAAUUAAACUAUGACUAUUACAGCAUAUUUCUUUUUGAUUUCCAAAUGCAGGGUUGCUCACAAUCAUCACAUGUGUUUGCUAAUAACAUUUCGAGUACAGACACUUCAGUGCACAUGAAACUUGGUGAACUGAAUCUGCACAUGGCUGAUGAAUAUCAAGAAUGCUUAAAAGAAAGCCUUUUUGGAGUGGAAACAAAUACGAAUUCUUUAAUGCAUGUUGCAAAAGUAAGCAUGGAUUGGGGCAAAAAAGAUACAGAAUCACUUGAAGAAGAUGUUCCUAGGAAUAAAGUGGUUCUUUCUGUUGAUGUGACUGGGAUGGGCAUUUACUUGACCUUAAAGCGUGUUGAAUCACUAAUAUCAAUGAUGAUGUCCUUCAAAUCUUUGUUGAAAAAUUUAUCUGCUUCUAGUAAAAAACCACAGCCAAACCGUGGAGGGCACUCAUCCAAACCAUCAGCGAAGGGGAUUCAAAUUUUAAAAUUUAAUCUUGAAAGGUGUUCUGUAAACUUCAGCAGUGAUGUUGGCUUGGAGAACACAGUUGUUGCAGACCCCAAACGUGUGAAUUAUGGAUCUCAAGGUGGUCGAUUUAUAAUUAGUGUCUCAGCUGAUGGGACACCACGUAGUGCAAACAUAAUGUCCACAAUCUCAGAUGAGUCCAAGAAAUUGAAGUAUUCUGUAUCUCUUGACAUCUUCCAUUUCAGUCUCAGUAUGAACAAGGAGAAACAGUCCACACAUAUGGAGCUAGAAAGAGCACGAUCUAUCUAUGAGGAAUAUUUGGAUGAUGAUAGGCCUAAUGCAAAAGUGUCAUUGUUUGACAUGCAGAAUGCAAAAUUUGUGCGCCGAUCUGGUGGUCUUAAAGAGAUUGCUACUUGCUCUCUUUUUAGUGCUACUGAUAUUACGGUCAGGUGGGAGCCAGAUGUGCAUAUAGCAUUAUUUGAACUAGUGCUGCAUGUGAAGUUGCUCAUACAUAGUCAGAAGCUUCAAGGACUUGAUGACAAUCAUAUGGAAGACACUUUUACUGAGAAGAAAGAAACCUCUGUGGAGUCAAUACAAUAUGAUAAGAAAAAAAGCAAAAAGGAAUCUCUUUUCGCUGUUGAUGUUGAAAUGCUGAACAUAUCAGCUGAGGUCGGAGAUGGAGUUGAGGCCAUGGUUCAGGUUCAAUCAAUUUUUUCUGAGAAUGCUUCUAUAGGAGUACUUCUUGAAGGUCUUAUGCUCAGUUUCAAUGGAACAAGAGUAUUUAAAAGUAGUCGGAUGCAAAUUUCACGUAUACCUAAUGUCUCCACUGGUUCAUCUGAUGCAAAAUUUGAAGCAGCAACUACAUGGGAUUGGGUUAUUCAAGGCCUUGAUGUCCAUAUUUGCAUGCCAUACAGGUUACAGUUGCGUGCCAUUGAUGAUUCAAUUGAGGAGAUGUUGAGAGCUUUGAAGCUUGUCACUGCUGCUAAAACCGAACUCAUAUUUCCAAUAAAGAAAGAAAGUGCAAAACCCAAAAAGCCUAGUUCAACAAAAUUUGGAUGUGUGAAGUUUUGCAUACGUAAACUAACCGCUGACAUUGAGGAAGAACCAUUACAGGGUUGGCUUGAUGAGCAUUAUCAGCUGAUGAAGAAAGAGGCUUGUGGAUUAACUGUCAGGUUGAAAUUUCUUGAUGAACUUAUUUCCAAAGGAAGUCAAUCUCCUGAAACUGCUGGAACAAAGGAUUCUAAUCAUGAAGGUAAGAUUCUUUAUAACGGAGAGGAGAUUGAUGUUCAGGAUGCUUCAGCUAUUCAGAAAAUGAAAGACGAGAUCUAUGUGCAAUCAUUCCGUUCAUAUUACCAGGCAUGUCAGAAUCUUGUGCCAUCAGAAGGGUCAGGAGCUUGUAAAAUGGGGUUUCAAGCUGGUUUCAAGCCUAGCACUGCCAGAACAUCUCUUUUUUCUGUCUCUGCAACAGAGUUAGAUGUUAGCUUGACAAGAAUUGUUGGUGGUGAUGCUGGGAUGAUAGAGGUUAUACAGAAGCUUGAUCCUGUCAGUCAAGAAUGCAACAUACCAUUUUCUCGACUUUACGGGAGUAAUAUUCUUUUGAGUACAGGCUCUUUGCUUGUUCAGUUAAGAAAUUAUACGUUUCCACUUUUCUCUGCAACUUCUGGUAGAUGUGAAGGUCGUAUUGUGCUAGCUCAACAGGCGACAUGCUUUCAGCCCCAAAUAUACCAAAAUGUCUUUAUUGGAAGAUGGAGGAAAGUCUGCAUGCUUCGUUCAGCUAGUGGCACUACUCCACCAAUGAAGACAUACUCAGAUUUGCCUAUUCAUUUUCAGAAAGCUGAAGUUUCCUUUGGAGUGGGUUUUGAGCCAGCUUUUGCUGAUAUCAGCUAUGCUUUUUCUAUUGCUCUUCGCAGGGCUGAUCUAAGCAUUAGGAACCCCAAUGCUUCAGAUGUUCAGCCACCCAAAAAGGAACGCAGCUUACCAUGGUGGGACGAUAUGAGAAAUUACAUUCAUGGGCAUAUUACCUUGUUUAUGUCUGAGACCAGAUGGAUUGUUCUUGCCACUACUGAUCCUUAUGAGAAUCGUGACAAACUUCAAAUUGUUUCUGGCCAUAUGGAAAUCCAGCAGUCAGAUGGUUGUGUUUAUGUUUCUGCAAAGGAUUUUAAGAUUUUGUUGAGCAGUUUGGAGACUUUACUGAACAACUGCAACAUAAAGCUUCCUCCUGGCAGUUGUGGUGCUACCCUAGAGGCCCCAUCCUUUUCUCUUGAAGUGACAAUGGAAUGGGAAUGCUAUUCGGGCAAUCCCAUGAAUCAUUAUUUGUUUGCACUCCCAAAUGAAGGUGCACCCCGUGAAAAAGUUUUUGAUCCCUUCAGAUCUACGUCUCUCUCCCUGAGGUGGGAUUUCUCACUGAGACCCUCUCUUCCCUCACGUGAGAAUCAAUCACAAUCCUCCACAACAGGAGAUGAUGCUGUCCUGGAUGGUGUUGCUUAUGGAACUAUAUGCAAGUCAGAGAAUGUUUCAAUUGAUUCACCAACCCUGAUAAUUGGUGCUCAUGAUUUAGCAUGGUUAAUUAAAUUCUGGAGCAUGAAUUAUUCACCUCCUUAUAAGUUGCGGAGCUUUUCACGAUGGCCUCGUUUUGGAAUUCCACGGGUUGCCAGAUCGGGCAAUCUGUCUCUAGACAAGGUGAUGACAGAAUUUAUGUUUCGCAUUGACGCCACUCCAACUUGUAUAAGGCAUGUGUAUCUAGAUGAUGAUGAUCCGGCUAAGGGGCUGACAUUUAAGAUGACAAAGUUGAAAUAUGAACUCUAUUAUAGUCGGGGUAAGCAAAAAUAUACCUUUGAAUGCAAGCGUGAUUCUCUAGAUCUUGUUUACCAGGGUCUCGACCUACACAUGCCUAAAACAUAUCUAGAUAAAGAAGAUUGCAUGAGUGUUGCAAAAGUAAUUCGAAUGACAAGGAAAAGUUCAAAGUCUGCAUCCAUGGACCGAACUGCAAAUGAAAAAUGUGGGUAUAUUAACAGCUGCACAGAGAAGCAUCGUGAUGAUGGAUUUUUGUUAUCUUCUGAUUAUUUUACAAUCAGACGGCAAGCCCCAAAGGCUGACCCUGCAAGAUUAUUAGCAUGGCAGGAAGCCGGAAGAAGAAAUCUUGAGAUGACAUAUGUCAGGUCCGAGUUUGAAAAUGGGAGUGAGAGUGAUGAGUAUACACGUUCUGAUCCAAGUGAUGAUGAUGGUUAUAAUGUGGUAAUAGCUGACAAUUGUAGACGCAUUUUUGUUUAUGGCCUCAAGCUUUUAUGGACUCUUGAGAAUAGAGAUGCAGUUUGGUCCUGGGUUGGUGGAAUAUCGAAGGCAUUUGAAUCUCCAAAACCUUCUCCUUCUCGGCAGUAUGCACAGAAGAAGUUGCUUGAGGACAAACAGGCAGUUGACAGACCUGAAAUGCCUCCAGAUGAUGUGUCAAAGCCUCCUCUAAUCAAUCAAGGUGCCAGUUCCUCUUCUCCACAACUUGCAGAGACUUCAGGAUCACUUUCAUCUCCACCGCAUGCAGUUAAAAAAGAAAACUCAACAUCUGGUGCUAUUGCAAAUAUUGGAAACAAUGAUGAUUCCGAGGAGGAGGGGACUCGACAUUUCAUGGUGAAUAUUAUAGAGCCACAAUUCAAUCUUCACUCAGAAGAAGCCAAUGGUAGAUUUCUGCUUGCUGCUGUUAGUGGCCGUGUUUUAGCCCGUUCAUUUCAUUCAGUCCUUCAUGUUGGCUAUGAAAUAAUUGAACAGGCACUUGGUACUGGAAAUGUACAUGUUCCAGAAUGUCAACCUGAAAUGACAUGGAACCGCAUGGAAUUUUCUGUGAUGUUGGAGCAUGUGCAAGCUCAUGUUGCACCAACUGAUGUUGACCCAGGGGCUGGACUACAGUGGCUUCCAAAAAUCCGUAGGAGUUCCCCAAAAGUAAAGCGUACUGGUGCUUUACUUGAAAGGGUAUUUAUGCCUUGUGAUAUGUACUUCCGCUACACAAGGCAUAAUGGCGGAACGACGGACUUAAAGAUGAAGCCCUUGAAAGAGCUGACCUUCAAUUCUCGUAAUAUAACAGCAACAAUGACAUCUCGUCAGUUUCAGGUUAUGCUUGAUGUGUUGACUAAUCUUCUCUUUGCUCGGCUUCCCAAGCCUCGAAAAAGUAGUCUGUCAUAGAUUGCUGAAGAUGAUGAAGAUAUAGAAGAGGAGGCAGAUGAGGUGGUUCCUUAUGGUGUUGAAGAGGUAGAACUUGCGAGAAUCAAGCUUGAACAGAAAGAGCGGGAGCAGAAGUUGCUUCUAGAUGACAUUAGGAAAUUGUCUUCUUAUGGUGAUACUUCUGGAGACAUAUGUCUGGAAAAGGAAGGUGACCUAUGGAUGAUAACUGGUGGAAGGUCCACAUUGGUGCAGAGACUAAAAAACGAGCUUGGGAAUGCCAAGAAAUCAAGAAAGGCUGCAUCUGCUUCCUUAAGGUUGGCUCUGCAGAAAGCUGCACAGCUACGACUUAUGGAAAAGGAGAGAAACAGAACUCCGUCCUGUGCUAUGCGUAUUUCUAUGCAAAUUAAUAAAGUGGUUUGGAGCAUGCUUGCGGAUGGUAAAUCUUUUGCUGAAGCUGAGAUAAAUGACAUGAUAUAUGAUUUUGACAGGGACUAUAAAGAUUUUGGUGUCGCUCGGUUCACAACAAAGUAUUUUGUCAUGAGAAAUUGCUUGCCCAAUGCCAAGUUUGAUAUGAUUCUUUCACCAUGGAAUCCUCCUCCUGAAUGGGGAAAAAAAGUAAUGCUUCGAGUAGAUGCAAAGCAGGGAGCUCCAAAAGAGGGAAACUCUCCUAUUGAAAACUUCCAGGUAGAGAUCUAUCCCCUAAAGAUACAUUUGACUGAGACACUGUACCAUAUGAUAUGGGAGUAUUUCUUCCCAGAAGAAGAACAAGACUCCCAACGGCGGCAGGAAGUUUGGAAGGUUUCGACUACAGCGAAUUUAAAACGUGUAAAGAAAGGUUCAUCUAUGCUUGAAGCUUCUGCAUCUAGCAGUCAAUCAACAAAAGAAAUUGAGGUUUCCUCCAAGCUAAACACCCCUCCCUUCACUUCUGCUGCCAGUCAAUCUUCUCUUCAUGUUGAUUCCUCUCAAGCAUCAAAGUUGCAGAACCUUAAAGCUAAUAUGGUUUGCGGUUCUACCCCCGAGCUAAGACGAACAUCAUCGUUUGACAGAACAUGGGAAGAAAAUGUGGCUGAAUCUGUGGCUAAUGAACUUGUAUUACAGGUUCAUUCAUCAAGCAUUUCUUCAUCAAAAAGUGGGCCCCUUGGUGUUGAACAGCAAGACGAACCCACAAAAAAUAAGCCAAAAGAGAUUAAGCCUACUAAAUUGGGUCGUUCCUCUCAUGAAGAAAAGAAGGUAGGAAAGACACAGGAUGAGAAAAGAUCUAGGCCUCGAAAAAUGAGGGAAUUCCACAAUAUCAAGAUAAGCCAGGUUGAACUGCUAGUUACUUAUGAAGGACCUCCGUUGUCUGUCACCGAGCUGAGGUUGCUGAUGGAUACAUUUCACCGUGUUGACUUCACUGGAACUUGGAGGCGACUAUUCUCACGUGUUAAGAAGCAUGUUAUUUGGGGAGUCCUAAAGUCAGUCACCGGAAUGCAGGGUAAGAAGUUUAAAGACAAAGCACCGAGUCAAAGGGAGUCCAGCAGAUCUGGUGUUCCAGACAAUGAUCUUAACUUUAGUGACAGCGAUGGAGGUGGUUCAGCUGGGAAACCUGGUCAAUACCCAAUAUCGUGGGCUAAGCGUCCUAGUGAUGGAGCGGGCGAUGGAUUUGUCACCUCUAUUAGGGGCCUUUUCAAUUCUCAGCGCCGCAAGGCCAAGGCAUUUGUGCUGCGGACAAUGAGGGGUGAAGCAGAGAAUGAGUUCAGUGGUGACUGGAGUGAAAGUGAUGCAGAGUUCUCUCCCUUCGCUAGGCAACUAACUAUAACAAAAGCUAAGAAGCUUCUUAGACGGCACACAAAAAAGUUUCGCUCAAGAGGACAGAAAGGUUCAUCUUCCCAGCAGAGAGACUCACUCCCAUCAUCCCCAAGGGAGACCACGCCAUUUGAAAGUGAUUCUUCUACUGGAUCUUCACCUUACGAGGAUUUCCAGGAGUAGAGGCGCCUGAAGUCAUUAAACUUGGUAUAUUUCUUCAUCGGUUAAAGGAGAGUUGUGCAAAGAUGAAGGUUUUUUUUUUUUUUUUCUAUACUAAGUCCCCAUCAACCUGGGGAUGCAAAGCGGGAAAAUUUUAAUGGAUUUGAGUUGGGACCUCUACCUUUGGAAGAUUCGAGAUUUUUCCAAGCUAUGUGCAUAUAAACGCAGGCCCAAGGAACUGCUUGCGUUGUGAAGUUGAAAGGGUUACUUAUGAUAGCCGACAAUGGAAUAUCAAGACUCACACACACCCUCUCUCUCUCACAUUCACAUUUAAGAGAGUAGUUGUAUCUAUUGUUGGAGGAACCAUCCUCCUCAAAGCCCCACUUAAAUAUAUUACUUUUAUAUCCUGCAAGAUAUGGGCUCUUCAGGAGUUGCAUGUACAAUUUUGUAUAAACAGCUGUAUGUAUAUGUUGAUAAUAGAAUAAAUUCUCUCCCUCUCAAGUACACAUAAACUAGAUCCAUUCAAUAACGUGAUGCACAAAUUUAGGUACACAAUUUCAGAUGUAUUGGUUCAAUGGAUCUGUGUUAGAUGUCUUGCACCA